Molecule: messenger RNA, 1948 nt
Organism: Camellia sinensis
Lineage: Eukaryota; Viridiplantae; Streptophyta; Magnoliopsida; Ericales; Theaceae
Product: 4-coumarate--CoA ligase-like 9
Molecular function (GO): CoA-ligase activity
Source: RefSeq, a predicted model, not a curated record
AUUUCUCUCAUCCUCCCUCUGUCACUCUUUCUCUCUCUCUGGCUCUAGAAGUCGGAGAAGAAGAAAAGAAGGAGAAAUUUCAUGGGGGAGGACAUGCCACCAAAGCCCACGAUGAUCGACCCACGCAAUGGCUUUUGCUCAGAGACCAAGACCUUCCACAGCAUGAGGCCAACCGUCUCUCUCCCUCCUCCAACCCAACCCCUCUCUCUCAUCCACUACACACUCUCUCUUCUCUACCACUCCUCCACCCCCACCACCACCCCUUUCCUCAUCCACUCCUCCACCGGUCUCCACCUCACCUACUCCGACUUCCUCCGCCAAACCAAAUCCCUUUCCCUCUCUCUCCUCAAUUCUCUCCCCUCUCUCUCUAAUCAAAACCACGUCGCCUUCAUCAUCGCUCCUCCCUCUCUUCAAAUCCCCGUUAUCUACUUCUCUCUCCUCUCCCUAGGCGUCACUCUCUCUCCCGCCAACCCUCUCGCCUCCCAGUCCGAGAUCACUCACAUGAUUGGUCUUUGCAAACCGGUCAUCGCCUUCACUACCUCCUCAAUCGCUCACAAACUCCCCUCUUUCCCACUCGGCACAAUUCUAAUCGAUUCGCUCGACUUUCAAACUAUGAUGAUGAUGAACCCUACUACUGAAAACAAUCACCAACCGAAUCCAGAAAUCAAAGUGGAGCAGUCAGAUUCGGCGGCAAUACUGUAUUCGUCUGGUACGACGGGCCGAGUCAAGGGCGUUGAGUUGACUCACCGGAACUUCAUUGCCUUGAUUGCCGGAUUCUACUAUAUCCGGCGAGAAACCGACGACGACAACGCUCCGCAUCCGGUGUCUCUGUUCACGCUGCCGUUGUUCCAUGUGUUUGGAUUCUUCAUGCUAAUUAGGGCGGUUGCGUUGGGGGAGACUCUGGUUUUGAUGGAUAGAUUCGAUUUCGAGGGGAUGUUGAGGGCGGUGGAGAAGUACAAGGUCACUUACAUGCCGGUGUCACCGCCGCUGGUGGUGGCGCUGGCGAAAUCGGAGCUGGUGGCGAAAUACGAUCUCAGCUCUCUUCAGUUGCUUGGAUGCGGUGGUGCGCCGCUCGGGAAGGAGGUUUCCGAGAGGUUCCGGGAUAGGUUCCCCAGAGUUGAGAUAGUGCAGGGAUAUGGUCUAACUGAGACUGGUGGAGGGGCAACAAGAAUGUUAGAUCUGGAUGAAUCUAGACGCUAUGGAUCUGUAGGUCGUCUAGCCGAGAACAUUGAAGCCAAGAUAGUUGAUCCUGCAACUGGAGAGGCCUUACCUCCUGGACAACAAGGGGAGCUAUGGUUACGAGGACCUACAAUAAUGAAAGGUUACGUUGGAGAUGAUGAAGCAACUGCGGCAACAUUGGAUUCAGAAGGCUGGUUAAAGACUGGUGAUCUCUGUUAUUUUGACUCUGAAGGAUGCCUCUACAUUGUUGAUAGAUUAAAGGAAUUGAUAAAAUAUAAGGCCUAUCAGGUUCCUCCAGCUGAGUUGGAACAUUUGCUUCAAUCAAAUCCUGAAAUUGCUGAUGCUGCUGUAAUUCCAUAUCCUGAUGAAGAAGCAGGGCAGAUUCCCAUGGCCUUUGUAGUGAGGAAACCUGGGAGCAAUGUCACUGAAGCCCAAAUUAUGGAUUUCAUUGCAAGACAGGUUGCUCCUUACAAGAAGAUUCGGCGUGUUGGAUUUGUCAAUGCUAUUCCAAAAUCUCCGGCAGGGAAGAUCUUAAGAAGAGAACUGAUCAAUCAUGCUCUCUCUGCUGCUUCAUCUAAAUUGUGAUAAAAGUUAUUAUUAAUUCUGUGUAUACUUGAAACAACUUGGUCAAGUCGAUUCCAUUCAGUUAAACAAGUCAGUUGUCUUAUCUUUUUUCAUUUUAUUUAAUUUACUUAUUAUUAAUCAUUUUGGCAUCUAUUUACCCAAAGGUGGAAAUCAUUUGUUGGGCAAGUUUGGAUUUGGAUCACUU